Molecule: messenger RNA, 1008 nt
Organism: Mercenaria mercenaria
Lineage: Eukaryota; Metazoa; Mollusca; Bivalvia; Venerida; Veneridae
Product: zinc finger protein 862-like
Exons: 2
Coding region: 1-1008 (335 amino acids)
Source: RefSeq, a predicted model, not a curated record
AUGCUAGAUGAAAGCACUGAUAUUUCUGUUUACCAAAACUUGAUCAUUUACAUUCGUUUGUUAGAACGUGAUUGCUUUGGCACAGUGCCUCCACAAACAUAUUUUUUGGCUAUCAAUCGACUUGAAAGGGCAAAUUCUGAAUCCAUCUAUUUGAAAACUAUUGAGUUUCUGGGCAAAAAGAGGAUCAAAAUUUCUGAACUGUGUGGUGUCAGUACAGAUGGGGCUUCAGUCAUGACUGGUCAUAAGUCGGGUGUUGUCACUUGUUUUAAGAAAACUGUCCAAGGUGUCCUUGCAACACACUGCAUUGCACACAGGUUAGCCCUUAGCUGCUGCAGUAGUGCUGAUAACAUACCCUAUUUGGUUAAGUUCCAGGAGAUUUUGAACUCUGUUUAUAAGUACUUCAAGAACUCCCCCAAAAACAUGGCCACACUGCCUGCCAUUCAGACUGUACUUCAGGGUCAGACAGUCAGAUUUAAGGAAGUCUUCCAUACCUGUUGGUUAAGCUUUGAGGGGUCUGUUGAUGCUUUGGUCAAGAAUUAUUCCAGCCUCUUGUCAGUAUUCUUAGAGGAGAGUUCGGGAAAAGCUCUCUCCCUCUAUAAGCCUAUUUCUACAUACAAGUUUUUGUAUGUAGCCCAUUUCUUGUGUGAUACUCUUAAACCACUGGCCAUUUUGUCAAAAAUGUAUCAAAAGAAGGAUCUGACAUAUUCAGAGAUUUCUCCUCUUCUUUCCUCUACUAUUGGUAUCCUUGAGGAUCUGCGUGACAACAGAUCUGGUCACAUGCUAGCAAAAUUCCUGAAGGUUACUCCCCAGGAACCUAAACUUGAUGGACUGACUCUUGAAUUCCAAAGAACAGAUAAGAUGGACAAAGUUGUAGUGUUAGUUUCUGUUAUCUUGUUAGCAGGAUCCAUCAGUGCAGUUUGUGUGGAGGAGGGAGAGGUACGUUUGUGUGCAGAGGAGCGUUUGCGGGUGUCUCAACAGAAAAAAACAGUCGUCCGACUGUACAAGUAG